This is a messenger RNA of Neltuma alba, 1518 nucleotides long. Its product is annotated as homeobox-leucine zipper protein HOX11-like. The transcript is spliced from 4 exons. The record is from RefSeq and is a predicted model, not a curated record. Gene Ontology annotation, biological process: regulation of DNA-templated transcription. Lineage: Eukaryota; Viridiplantae; Streptophyta; Magnoliopsida; Fabales; Fabaceae. Bases 75 to 1190 code for a protein of 371 amino acids. Gene Ontology annotation, molecular function: sequence-specific DNA binding; DNA-binding transcription factor activity, RNA polymerase II-specific. Gene Ontology annotation, cellular component: nucleus.
UCCUCCGCCUUCUUCCUCCUUUUCUCUAUUUAUACCUCUCUUCUCUCUGUAUUAUUGCUUAUGCAGACUCUGAGAUGGAGCUUGGUUUGAGCUUGGGAGAUCAUGCUUCAAAGCCUUCUGAAACUUCCAGCCUUCUGGGAUUAGGCUUCACCACUUUGUCCAUUGGUUCUUUCUGUACCAAAGCAUCAAAUCAACAACAAGAAGAAGAACCAGAAGAAAAAGAAGCAAAAAAGCAAAAGGGAAACCAGAGCAUAGAAGACCAUGAAGAUAGACCUGAAUAUGUUCAGCUUGAUCUUCUCCCUCACACCCCAGUCGCUGUUUCUCGUACUAACCCACCUUCCCAAAUCUCAUUUCCAUGGCCUCCUUCUGAAAAUGGCAGUUUUUCUAGGGGCAUGGAUAUGAAUAGAUUGCCGCCGCCGGCGGCUGCGGAGGAGGAUGAGGCGGCGAUGUCGUCGUCUCCGAACAGCGCUGCAUCGUCGUUUCAGAUGGAUCUCAGUGUGUUUAACAGAGGAGGGAGUAGUCUUAGUGGCUGUAAGAGAGAUUAUGACGGAGAGUUAUAUUAUGAUCAAAGGGCUGGUUCUUCAAGAGCAAGCGACGAAGAUGACAACGUUGGUAGUACGAGGAAGAAGCUAAGGCUGUCCAAGGAACAAUCUGCUUUUCUCGAGGAGAGCUUCAAAGAACACAGCACCCUCAACCCAAAACAAAAACUUGCUCUUGCCAAACAGCUCAAUCUUCGCCCUCGCCAAGUAGAAGUCUGGUUCCAAAACAGAAGAGCAAGGACGAAGUUGAAGCAGACAGAGGUAGAUUGUGAGUACUUGAAGAGGUGUUGUGAGACAUUAACUGAAGAGAACAGAAGGCUUCACAAAGAGCUUCAAGAACUGCGAGCUUUGAAGACUAAUUCAAACCCAUUCUUCAUGCAAUUACCGGCCACUACUUUGACCAUGUGUCCCUCUUGUGAGCGAGUCGCCACUAACAAUUCCUCCACCAUCACUACCACCGUCGCCGCCGCCGUCACCACGGUUGCUACUUCCUCUGCAAGUCCUUCUGGGAACAAAGUCACUGAAACAAGAGCCGCCAUCGAACCUGCCUCAUCCAAAGCCACCGGAUUCCCUCUGAGCAAGCCAAAGUUCUAUCCUUUUGCUCACACCAAAACCCACCAUCGCCAUCCCCACCCAUCCACACCCUCUUGAACUCUGAUUUUGUGGUGCAGGCAGAAUCUUGAGCUCCUGAGAAGUAGAGAUUUGAUCAGACGAGUUCAAGUAUAUCGAGUGCUGCUGAAUGGUGGAGGAGUUGAUGAUCUUCUUAAAGGAUUUAUUCUGUACAUAUGGAUGUUCUCUGAUGAUGAUGAGAAACUGAUAGCUUUUUUGGGUUCCCUUGGAGUUUUGAUAUUGAUUGGGUUUUCCUUCUUCUGUUAAUUUUAGUUGUUGUCACUUUGAUUACACCAUGUUUCUGGGUUUUCAUCAGAUGUAAAAGAGAAAGAGAAUUAUAGACAGAAAUGAUAGAGAAAGGGAAUGAAUA